AUGCCUGACAUCAACACCGAAAAGGGCCAGCUUUCUCAAGAGGAACUCGUUGAAACAACGGAAUGGCGAGCCCGCGAACGGAGACUGGUCCGUAAACUUGACAUGACCCUGCUGCCUGUGGUAUGGGUUCUAUACUUGUUCAACUACCUCGACCGAAACAACAUCUCUCAAGCUAGGCUGAACUCCUUUGAGAAGGACCUCGGAUUAAAGAACGACGACUUCAAUACUGCUGUAUCCAUCCUGAAUGUUGGAUAUAUGCUUGCCCAGCUCCCCUCCAACAUGCUCAUCACCCGCAUCAGGCCUAGCAUUUAUCUUCCUACCUGUGUCGCUAUCUGGUCAUGCGUGUCAGCCUCCACAGCAGCAGUAACAAGUUAUGGAGGCCUGGUUACAGUUCGGUUCUUUCUCGGAAUCGUUGAAGCUCCUUUCUUCCCCGGUGCCUUCUAUCUCUUAUCCUGCUGGUACACAAGGAAAGAACUAGCUCUACGCACUGCCGUCUUGUACUCUGGCCUUGUUCUAGCAACCGCGUUCUCGGGCUUGAUUGCGGCCGGUGUCUUCUCAGGUCUUGAUGGAGCCAGAGACAUCGCAGGCUGGCAGUGGCUCUUCAUCAUCGACGGCGCGGGCAGUUUCCUUGCCGCCUUGGUCGCCUUCUUCCUUCUGCCUGACUACAUAGAGUCCAAGACUGGAAGCGGCAAAUGGCUCUUCACAAAGGAAGAGCGCGAGCUGGCUGCAAAGAGAAUGGCUCUUGAUCGUGUGUCCCUCCCAGAGGCUGACCGGUCUGUUUGGUACGGCGUGCGCCUGGCCCUCAAAGAUACCAGGACUUGGAUAUUUGUGCUCCUCCUUUGCUCAAACCACACUGCCUACGGCUUCAACUACUUCUUCCCGACCAUCGUCAGCGGCUUUCACAUUGGCUCACAGACCAUCACCCUCGUCCUCACGGCCCCUCCAUACCUCUUUGGCGCCGCCGUAUCGUUUGCAGUUGCUUACUCGAGCGACCGCCGCAACGAACGAAGCUACCACAUCUCGAUCCCAAUGGCCGUUGCAGCUGUAGGCUUCAUCAUCUCCACGGCAACGCUCAACAUUGGAGCGCGCUACUUUGCAUCUUUCCUCUACUGCUCUGGCGCCUUUGCAGCCAACGCCAUGGUAUAUUCGUGGGCUGCGAGUACUCUCAACCAGACGCCCGAGAAGAGGGCUGCUGCGACGGCCAUCAUCAAUCUUCUUGCCCAGCUGGGUAAUAUUUGGAGCCCAUAUUUCUUCCGUCCACAAGAUGAACCUCGGUAUGCCCUUGCCAUGAUUCUGAUGAUGGUGUUUUCAUUCAUUAGUAUUGGGUGCUCCUCGUUGCUUAAAGUCUUGCUUCGGAGAGAGAAUGUCAAGCUGCUGAGAGAGGCAGAAGUCUCUGGACAGAGGGUCACAUUAUAUACUCUGUAA
Molecule: messenger RNA, 1425 nt
Organism: Trichoderma reesei QM6a
Lineage: Eukaryota; Fungi; Ascomycota; Sordariomycetes; Hypocreales; Hypocreaceae
Exons: 5
Coding region: 1-1425 (474 amino acids)
Biological process (GO): transmembrane transport
Cellular component (GO): membrane
Molecular function (GO): transmembrane transporter activity
Source: RefSeq, a predicted model, not a curated record